CAUGAUCAACUUUUGUGGUAUUGUGUAUAUGGAUGAUAUCUUGGUUUAUUGGACUUUAUUCUAACUUAUUCCAUGGCCAUGCUCAGCACAUCGAAUGGAUGCUAAGUGCAUUGAGGGAUGCUGGGUUCAGAGUGGCCAUAUGGUGGCCUUCACAGGGGCUGGGGUCUCUACAUCCUGUGGAAUACCUGACUUUCGCGGUCCAAAGGGAAUAUGGACAAUGCAGCAUCAGGGGUUGCCGAUUCCAGAGGCCCAGGUCCCGUUUUAUCUGGCUCAACCAAGCCUCACUCAUAUGGCGCUUGUAGAUCUUAUGCAGGGUGGCAAAUUGAAAUUCAUCAUCAGCCAGAAUGUGGAUGCAUUGCAUUUGCGAUCGGGCAUUCCUCGGGCCUCGUUGUCAGAGCUACAUGGAAAUUGCUUCAUGGAGAGAUGCUCUUUAUGCGGUUCUGAAGCCCGUGCACUAGCAGCAGCUAGGGAAACAGCGAACGCCGCUAGGGAACAGGCUGCAGCAGCAGCCAGGGCAGCAGCCAUGGCUUCCACAGCAGCAUCCUCUGCUGCGUCCUCGUCUGGGACCCAGUUGGGAAUGCCCACAGGGUCCACGGGUACUUCUAGUUCAGUAGGUUCUCGACAGUCUACAAGUCAAAUGGCGGGCUCGCAGUUCAGCCCGUUGACCCCACGCGAAAGGGAGCUUCGAGAGCUCCAACAGGUCGAAAGGAUCCGUGAACGAUUAGAGAGGGAACUGAAGCAAGCAACCGAUAGAGAAAGAGAAAUCAAACAUAGAACAGCCAAGCUUGAUACAUUAGAGGCAGACAAAGGUGCAUUAGAGGGGUUGGAUGAGUCAGCCAUGUCUAACGACAUGAAAGUGUUGAAGAAUAGCAUGCUGUCACAGCAUGCGCAUGUGGACAGCAGACUAGACUUCAUGCAGAACUCUCUUGACAAGAUCUUGGACCUUUUGCAAAGGCCAGGAUUUAGGCCGGCAGCACAGUCGCCGUUGCCAUUAACGGCGAUGUCAAGCCCCUUCCCUUCUGUCGAAGAGCAUGCCCAGCACGUUGAGACUGUACUCUCACUCUUGCGACAACACAAGUAUAAGGUUAACUUAGAGAAGUGUGAGUUCGGACGUACUAAGAUCUUAUACUUGGGUCAUGAAGUAUCCGCGGAAGGGAUUAGGCCGGAAGAUGCGAAGGUGGCUAGUAUAAGGGACUGGCCACGACCUCAGACUGUUACUGAGGUCAGAUCUUUCUUAGGAAUGUGCGGCUACUAUAGGAACUUCGUAAAGAAGUAUUCUACAGUCGCCUCUCCUUUGACAGAUCUAACUCGACUUGACACGCCGUGGGACUGGAGUGAUGAGUGCGAGGCUGCUUUCAAACGAUUGAAGCAUGCACUCAUGAAUCAUAAGGUCCUCAUGGUUGCCGAUCCUCAAAAGCCAUUCAUAGUAACCACUGACGCAAGCCAAUACAACAUUGGCGCAGUGCUGGCUCAGCAGGAUGGGAAGAAGUUGAGACCGAUUGAGUACAUGAGCAAGAAAAUGCCAUCGAAGAAAUUGGCAAAGUCCACCUACGAAAGGGAACCCUAUGCUCUCUACAAGGCACUUGUCCAUUGGAGACAUUUUCUGUUGGGACGGUUCUUCUACUUGAGAAUUGACCAUCAGACACUCAAAUGUAUCAAGACUCAACCGGCUCUUUCUGAUGCACUCAAGCGCUGGAUUGAGGUCAUAGAUCAGUAUGACUUCAAGCUUGAGUAUCUGAAGGGAGAGUACAACAAGGUUGCAGAUGCGCUAUCUCGUAGAGCAGACUACCUAGGGGCGCUAGUUUCUGAGUUUGGUGUAUGUCAGGAAGUAACUCAAUCGCUGGUGGGAGCUUAUCAGGAAGACCCUGUCACGAUGGACAUCAUUUGCAAACUUCAGGCAAAAGACAAGACCACAGAGAAUGAGUUUGUGAUGGUGGAUGGGUUACUCUUUCUUGAUAAGGCCGGGUGUAAAAGGUUAGUAGUUGCAUCAAGUGAGAGUUUGCGUAGUUUAUUUCUAGGAGAAUGUCACAAUGCAACCGGACAUUUUGGCUACAAAAAGACGAGUGUCAAUCUAGUACAACGAUUUUGGUGGCCUGGAAUGCUAGAUGACGCAAAGAAGUAUGUAGAGACCUGUCAGGUCUGUCAGCGGGACAAGCCGCGAACUCAAGCACCACUUGGGUUGUUGAAGCCCUCACCUAUCCCCGCUGGUCCAGGACAUAGUGUUUCCAUGGAUUUCAUGGACACCCUGGUGACCAGUAAGAGUGGCAAGAGGCACAUCUUCGUCAUCAUCGAUCGAUUCACCAAGUACACUAGACUAGUUGCCAUGCCAGAGACCGCAAGGAUUGACCACGUCCUCAAGUUGUUUAUGGACAACUGGGUGGGUGAUUUUGGACUUCCAAAGUCAAUCGUUAGUGACAAAGAUGUCCGAUUCACAAGUGAGCUGUGGAAGAAGACUGCUGAGCAGAUGGGCAGUCAACUUCAGAUGACUUCAGGGAAUCAUCCCGAAGCCAACGGACAGGCCGAGCAAAUGAACAGAGUUGUACAGCACUUGCUGAGGCAUUACAUCAAGCCCAGCCAGGAUGAUUGGGAUGAGAAGUUACCUCUCAUCGCCAGCCUGUACAACAAUGUUGUACACAGCAGUACCGGCUAACCAGCUGCACUUGGGAUGGAAGCCUAGAUCAGCUCUAGACUU
Messenger RNA from Chara braunii, 2692 nucleotides. The record is from the annotation of a GenBank genome assembly. NCBI's taxonomy places the organism in Eukaryota, Viridiplantae, Streptophyta, Charophyceae, Charales, Characeae.